This is a messenger RNA of Chaetomium fimeti, 1330 nucleotides long. RefSeq lists its product as uncharacterized. Gene Ontology annotation, molecular function: oxidoreductase activity. Bases 274 to 1215 code for a protein of 313 amino acids. The record is from RefSeq and is a predicted model, not a curated record. The transcript has a single exon. Lineage: Eukaryota; Fungi; Ascomycota; Sordariomycetes; Sordariales; Chaetomiaceae.
AAUUAUUAAUCCUCGACAUGUCACCGUCGACAGGACGUGCCUUUGCUUCUUGACGAUUUAAGCCCGCCAUCCCCGGAAAGUCCCCUCUUUCUUGAGGUGUAAAACCAGACACUGCAUCUUUGGUUAGAGGUAUCGCAUCUCAUCUUGCUCCAUCCCAUCUUGAGGGCUCAUCUCAUCUCAUCUACACACUUACACGGCACUCCUAUCCCGACCACAAUAUCAUUAUCAGACUCUCCCUACGCCCAACCCGAAGUCCGAGCUCCAUCCGUAACAAUGACCACCACCGGAGAAUUCAACUACCUCGACCCGACGUCCAUCAAACCGGGCGUCAAGCCCUGGACCAAAGUCGACGGCGCCUACGCCUCCUUCACCCUGUGCGGCGAACAACGCACCGUGACCAACCUCCGCGACCACGUCAAGCCCGACUCCCCGCCAGGCCACCUCGGCAGCGACAUCGACGUCGCCGGCUUCGCCUUCUACCACUCCCCGGCAAACGAGAAAGACUUCACCUCGGACGCCGCCGUGCGCGGGCCCUACUACGCCGAGGUCGAAGCCCUCCUCCGGGCCAAGCUCCCCGGCCGCAUCGCGCGCAUCGAGAUCUUCGACCACACGAUCCGCAAGCGCGACCCCUCGUCGCCGCGGCAGCCCGUCAUGCAAGUGCACGUGGACCAGACGCCGGCGGCGGCCGUGGCGCGCGUGCGGCGGCACGUGACCGACCUCCCGCCGGAGGGCGUCGACGCGCUGCUGGCGAAGCGGUACCAGCUGAUCAACAUAUGGCGGCCGAUCCGGCGGCCCGCGACCGACUACCCGCUGGCGGUCGUCGACUGGCGCUCGACGGCGCCCGAGGACCUGGUCCCGCUCGACCUGCUGUACCCGGUGCAGGAUCGGGCGGACGGGGAUGAUGAUGAUCGGGGCAAGGAGAGGCUGCCGGACCCGACGAAGAAGCGCGAGAGCACCGAGGGGUACGAGGCCAAGGGGGAGACGUACGGCGUGCUGCCCGGGGAGGGCCACCGGUUUUACUAUGUCAAGGAUAUGACGCCGGAUGAGGCCAUCUUCAUCAAGUGCUUUGACAGCUGGGCCGAGGGGAAACCGGGGGGCAAGCAGGGAAUCGCGGCGCUGUCGCCACAUACCGCGUUUCAGGACCCGGCGACGCCCGAGGGGACCAAGGGGAGGGAGAGUAUCGAGGUGAGGGCCUUGGUCUUUUAUGACGAUUGAGUGUUAGGUACCUAGAUAGUCAGGAUGUAUCCUACAUAAUACAAAUAGGGGGCUUUUUGUGGCAGAGUGCGUCCAGCUCGCCAAUAAAGCAUUCCAGACUAUGGCCAAGUACACG